Messenger RNA from Marmota flaviventris (yellow-bellied marmot), 610 nucleotides. It is a transcript of the gene Tstd1, whose product is annotated as thiosulfate sulfurtransferase like domain containing 1. Gene Ontology annotation, molecular function: thiosulfate-thiol sulfurtransferase activity. The record is from RefSeq and is a predicted model, not a curated record. Gene Ontology annotation, cellular component: cytoplasm. NCBI's taxonomy places the organism in Eukaryota, Metazoa, Chordata, Mammalia, Rodentia, Sciuridae.
AUGGCUGGAGGUACCUGUGAGGGAGCCUGGGAUGUCCAGUUCUAUCUGUGGCCCUGGGAGUGUGGUGCUGCUAGGGGAGGGGGUAUUGAGGCACCCAUUCUUCAUAGUCCUCCUCUGAAGGUGCAUGUGCCCUCUUCUUCAGCGUCCACGGUCUCGGUCUCGCUUCCUGAACUCCGGUCACUCCUAACAUCAGGCCGGGCCCGGCUCUUCGAUGUGAGAUCUCGGGAGGAGGCUGCAGCGGGAACCAUCCCAGGGGCAGUCAACAUCCCGGUGUCCGAGUUGGAAAGUGCCCUGCAGAUGGAGCCAGCUGCAUUCAAAGCAUUGUACCGCACUGAGAAGCCAAAGCAAGAAGAUGAGAAUCUUGUUUUCUUCUGUCAAAUGGGAAAACGGGGCUUCCAGGCCACACAGCUGGCCCGGCGCCUUGGAUACACAGGGGCUCGAAACUAUGCUGGGGCCUAUAAGGAAUGGUUCGAGAAAGAGGGUUAGGCAGAACCCUUAUCUCUCCCUCCCACCUUAACAAAGGGUGAUGAAGGAGAUGACUUGCUGGGCUAGGCAACUCCUUUUAGUGCUUUGCACACAGAAACAUUAAUAAAGAACAUUUUAUCAAGUA